Metarhizium album ARSEF 1941 is the source of this 1599-nucleotide messenger RNA. RefSeq names its product Copper amine oxidase. Gene Ontology annotation, molecular function: quinone binding; copper ion binding; primary methylamine oxidase activity. Gene Ontology annotation, cellular component: plasma membrane. The transcript has 10 exons. Bases 1 to 1599 code for a protein of 532 amino acids. Gene Ontology annotation, biological process: amine metabolic process. Lineage: Eukaryota; Fungi; Ascomycota; Sordariomycetes; Hypocreales; Clavicipitaceae. The record is from RefSeq and is a predicted model, not a curated record.
AUGAUUGGGACCUUGGUCUCGUGCAUGCUCGACCUGGCCAGCUGGCUGUCCAGCUACGGCCAUGACCCUUGGGGCGUGACGCCGCUCACGGCUCAGCAGCGUCGGAGCUCCCUGAACUCCUCCGUGUGCGAGGCAAGGCAGCCCUCAGUCUCUGCGCCGCAUGGGAAUAUCUGGGCCGCGCUCACUGACAAGGAAGCUGCUGACGUUGUCGACCUCUUGCGCCGGGACUCGACCGGCCUCAACCUCACUGCAUAUGACUCUGCCGGAAGCUGGGAUAACAAAAUCCUUCUCGUGGAGCUCCUGCUCCCAAAUAAGAGCGAUGCGCUUCCGCUUCUCAACAACAAGACGACCAAGGCUCCUCGACGGUGCGCCCGCGCGACUCUGAUGUUCGGGGCCACGCCCAAUCCCUAUCUCCAGGACUAUGUAAUUGGCCCCCUUCCCGUCACUAACAUGACCGAGGUGCAGCCGCUUCGUUUCCUCUACAACAACGCCGGCAAAGGCAGAGUGGCUGUGGAUUUUGCUGAUGGCGGCGCCCUGGUGGAUUUUGCCAACGGCGUGGGCUUGUCUGUGGCCGACAUCACAAAGCUUCUGUGGAACGCUACCCUGGAGGAUACGCUCAGCCUGCUGCCGGGAUAUCCGCCCUUGAGGGACAAGGGCAGGUUGACUGUGUGGUACAACUUCGUAAACCAGCCCGCCUCGAUAUUUGACACGGAGACGAUUCUUCCCCUUGGAUGGCAUUACAACGGCAUAUUCUACCCAACCGCCGACGCGUUCCGGGCCGCCGCAACGUCUGCAAACUUCACCAAGCUCGGAGCCAACGUCGACGGCCCGUGGGCUCAGCUGGAUAAGCAAGGUGACCCGAUGAAGUUUGACAACCAGCCGCCGCCCACGCCCGUUAUGCCGGGGCCCAAUCGCUUCUCCGUCGACAGCAAGGAAAGCUAUGUCGAGUGGAACGGAUUCUAUACGAAGUACGUUAUGUUGGCCCGUGCUGUCGAAAACGAGCAUCCCGUCGAGCUGGCUCCUAACUGUUCAUCCACCAUCCACCAGUUGGGCCUGCAGGAGGCCCUGGCUCACUACGCAGGAAAUGAACCGGCACAGUCCGGCACCAUUUACUUCGACAGCAAGCCCGGCGUUGGGCCAAGUGUGGUAUCUCUUGUCGAUGGCUAUGACUGCCCGACAUACUCGACGUAUCUGAAUGCCACCUACCAAGAGGGAGAAAGGUCCUACAGUCGGGCCAACGCCAUUUGUCUGUUCGAGUUUGACCAGGGAUACCCGAUGCAUCGCCACUCUGCUGCUCAUUACACCACUGUUACCAAGAACAUUGCCUUUACAGUAAGGUCCGUCUCGACCAUUGCGAACUACGACUACAUGUUCUCGUACAAUUUCUUCCUGGACGGCGGCAUCGAGGUCUCCGUACGGGCGUCUGGGUACAUCCUCGGGGGCUUUUCCGCCAACAACGAAGACUACGGGUGGAAGAUACACGACCAUCUGUCUGGCUCCAUCCACGACCAUGUGCUCACUUACAAGGCCGAUAUUGAUAUACUGGGCGAGAAGAACAGCCUCCAAAAGGUGGAGUUUGUGCGCGCUGUCGCCGAGUAA